AUGGGGAGGAAGCUGGACCUGUCCGGUCUGACAGAUGAUGAGACGGAACACGUUCUCCAAGUGGUACAGAGGGACUUCAAUCUCCGCAAGAAGGAGGAGGAACGGCUAAGCGAGAUGAAGCAGAGGCUGGCCGAGGAGAACAGCAAGUGCAGCAUCCUCUCAAAACACCAGAAGUUUGUGGAGCGUUGCUGCAUGCGGUGCUGCUCGCCCUUCACCUUCCUGGUCAACGCCAGGCGCCGCUGCGGCGAAUGCAAGUUCAGCGUCUGCAAGAGCUGUUGCUCCUACCAGAAGCAGGAGAAGCUGUGGGUUUGCUGCGUCUGCCAGCAAGCCAGGCUUCUGAGGACGCAGUCUCUGGAAUGGUUCUACAGCAAUGUGAAGAGCCGUUUCAAGCGUUUUGGCAGCGCCAAGGUCCUGAAGAACCUAUACCGGAAACACCGUCUGGAGAGCGGCGCCUGCUUUGACAUCUUAGGAGCAGGGUUGUUUGAACCGACCCUGGAGAAUGAAGGGAGCAUUUCAGGAAGCGAUUCGACUUUCUACAGGCAGUCAGAAGGACACAGCAUGAUGGACACCUUGGCCGUCGCCCUACGAGUGGCAGAAGAAGCCAUUGAGGAAGCUAUUUCCAAAGCGGAAUCCCACGGGGAUAGCCUGGACAAGCAGAACGAGGCCAGCUACUUGCGGGACCACAAAGAAGAGCUGACCGAGGAGCUGGCCACCACCAUCCUGCAGAGGAUUAUAAGAAAGCAGAAGGGCAAAGCAGAGCCACAAGCAGAGGAAGAGGAGCCGGAGUGGCCACGGCCCCAGAGUGGCGGUGUGAAGGCCGAGGAUGAGGAGACCACGGCCCCUCCAGGACGCCAGCGAGCACGUGCCACCCUCUGGCGGUCUCAGUCUGCAUACGCCUUCACUACAGAAGACGCUCUGAAGACCUGUUCAGCGGAGGCUGCACCAAGGCAGGCCAGGGACCGUGGCCAGCGUCUGCUGGAGGAGUCAGCUUUGCCCAGCUGGAAGAGCAUGGACAGGCUGGAUGGAACAAAUCUGGCCCCAGUUUUGCAGAGCCCGGAUGGGAACUGGACGGCCUUGAAGGAUGAUGGUACGCGGCCUCCGAGCCGCCUGCUGGCCAGACCCAAGAGUGGUACCUUUCAGGCCCUGGAGGUGGCGUCCAGCGUGACAUCGGCCUAUGAUGAGCUAGGUUCCGACAGUGAGGAAGACUUUGACUACCGUGAGACCUUGAGUAAGCUGUGCCCGCUGUCCCAGGGCAGAGCCAAGCAAUCGCAGCCUCAGCCUACACCGUGUUCAGGCCAAGGUCCCUCAGCCACCUCUCCCUCAAACCCUGAGGCCAUGGGCUCCGAUUCAGAGACUUCCUCCACCAGCUCAUCUCGGGAAGCUGGACGCCGGGCCAGGCUGACUUGGCUGCAGAGGAAGGCCCCCAAGAACCCCACGGCAGAGAAGAUGCGCCUCCAGGGAGAGCUGGAUGUGAAUUUCAACCCCCAGGCAGUCUGCGGAGAGACUUCUGACAGUAGUGAUUCAGAAGAGACCCUCCACACUGCAGACCGCAGGGCCAGGAGGUGGAGAAGGGCCCGAGUGGGCCCAGAGGAGACAAACAGGGGGCUGUCUUUGCCUGGUUCCCACCCACAGGGUCUGCUCACACAUCAGGUGUCAGACAAUAUGUCAGAGACUGACAUCAGCAACGAGGCUCAGAAUUCCCGGACCAGCACAGACUCUGCAGAGGAGAAGCUGAGAAACAGGCUGUACAAAUUAGCCAUGAAAAUGAGCGAAAAGGAGACUUCUUCCGGGGAGGACCAGGAGUCUGAGCCCAAGACUGAACCUGAGAACCAGAAGGAAAGUUUCUCUUCUGAGGGGAACAGCCAGGACGUCCAGGAGGAGCUGAAGAAGAAGUGUUCUGCUGUUUCUCUCUGCAACAUCUCCACAGAAGUCCUGAAGGUCAUCAAUGCUACUGAGGAACUGAUCGCGGAGUCUGCAGGGCCCUUUGAGAUCCCCCCAGUCCCAACAGACAGAGACAUGGGGAUGUUUCCUCUUGGGACAGACCAAGUGAGACUGGACAAGCAGCUGACUUCCUUGGAAGAAAACGUGUACCUGGCAGCGGGCACCGUGUAUGGGUUGGAGGGACAGCUGAGCGAGCUGGAGGAUGCUGCCCGCUGCAUCCACAGCAGCACAGGUGAGAUGGAGCUGGCAAAUCUGGAGGACCAAGUGGCUGCAGCUGCUGCACAGGUACACCAUGCUGAGCUCCAGAUUUCUGACAUCGAGAGCCGGAUUUCAGCCCUGACCAUCGCUGGCUUGAACAUAGCACCCUGCGUGCGUCUCACAAGACGCCGGGAUCAGAAGCAAAGGAGCCAGGUACAAACUAUAGACACAUCGAGGCAGCAGAGGAGGAAACUGCCCGCACCGCCUGUGAAACCUGAAAAAUUUGAAGCGUCUUCUGUGGUCCCCAUUAAAACAUUUAACCGCAACUUCCUUCUACAAGGCUCCUCCACAAGCCGGCCCUCGGAAAGGGAGGGCGGCGACCCCAAGGACUUGGUGGAGCCUGUUCUGGAGUCGGCUGUGAUGUACUAACCACGGAACUCCACAGCCAGUGACCCACUGCCUCCGGCCGUACACGACAGUGCCUUGACCCAACAGCCAUCGAGUACUGUGUGGAUUUCCAC
Molecule: messenger RNA, 2660 nt
Organism: Arvicola amphibius (Eurasian water vole)
Lineage: Eukaryota; Metazoa; Chordata; Mammalia; Rodentia; Cricetidae
Gene: Myrip
Product: myosin VIIA and Rab interacting protein
Exons: 16
Coding region: 1-2568 (855 amino acids)
Biological process (GO): intracellular protein transport
Cellular component (GO): cortical actin cytoskeleton
Molecular function (GO): myosin binding; actin binding; small GTPase binding
Source: RefSeq, a predicted model, not a curated record